AUGAGCUUCCAUCCCGACUCUCUUCCUGAUCUUGAUGGCAAGGUCUUCAUAGUCACGGGUGGGGCUAUUACACCGCAUCCCACCUCGCAGAACACGGCGCUCACGUUUACAUGUGUUCCCGAUCCCUAG
Messenger RNA from Colletotrichum tamarilloi, 129 nucleotides. RefSeq lists its product as uncharacterized. Bases 1 to 129 code for a protein of 42 amino acids. Lineage: Eukaryota; Fungi; Ascomycota; Sordariomycetes; Glomerellales; Glomerellaceae. The record is from RefSeq and is a predicted model, not a curated record. The transcript has 2 exons.